AUGGUGCUACAACCAUCAAGGGAAAAAAUAGUAAAGGAAAGAGAAAGGAAGACAUCUCAAGAGGCAUACCUUGUGGAGAAUACAGUGACCUGUAUCCACUUGAUUCAGUACUGGGCAGGGAGAAUUGAACAAGAGCUAGAUCGAGUAGUCCGACAAGUCAGUGGGAUUCAACAGCUCAAAGCACUGUAUGAUGAUCAUAAACAUCUAUUUGAUAUCAAAGAGAACAUGGCCUCCACACUAGUGGAAAGAGUGGCUGGUGAUAUCGAGAAGCUCUUAGACAAGAAAGUGGAAGCUCUGGAGAGACUGGCCAAGGCUGCAGAGCAGUUUCAGAAGGAGCACCGUUGGCAAGAUGACAUUAAGGAGCGAGACGUUUUAUACUUUGAUGCAAAAGCAGGAACAUCUGAUGGUGGUGAUAGAGAAGAUGAAAUCUCAGAUGGGGAGCAAAUUAAUCCUCUCCAGUUGGAGUUUGUGGAUGAUCCGAACUUCAAGGUCAAAGUCAAUUAUUCUUACAUGGCAGUGCAGAUCCCAACAGAUAUCUACAAGGGCUCAACUGUUAUCCUUAAUGAGCUGAACUGGACAGCUGCGCUGGAGGAUGUUUUCAAACGUAACCGAGAAGAGGACCCUUCACUGCUCUGGCAGGUCUUUGGUAGUGCCACGGGUGUGACCAGAUAUUACCCAGCAACUCCUUGGGGCCUUCCCAAUAAGAUUGAUCUGUAUGAUGUACGACGGAGACCCUGGUAUAUUCAAGGUGCCUCGUCCCCCAAGGACAUGAUGAUUAUAGUAGAUGUGAGCGGUAGUGUCAGUGGCCUUACUCUGAAGCUAAUGAAGACAUCUGUCAUUGAGAUGCUGGACACACUGUCCGAUGAUGACUAUGUUAAUGUUGCAUCGUUCAAUGAUGAAGCCAAACCUGUGGGCUGCUUCAAACAUUUGGUUCAAGCCAACGUACGGAACAAGAAGGUCCUGAAAGAUGCCGUGCAAGACAUGAAUGCCCAGGGAGUGACAGAUUACAAAUCAGGAUUCAAUUAUGCCUUUGAUCAGCUACUCAAUUCCACUACGAACAUUCGAGCAAACUGUAAUAAGAUGAUAAUGAUGUUCACAGACGGAGGAGAGGAUCGAGCCCAGGAUGUCUUUGAGAGACACAAUUGGCCCAAUAAAACAGUCCGUGUCUUUACUUUCUCAGUUGGACAGCAUAACUAUGAUGUCACACCCCUACAGUGGAUGGCUUGUGCAAAUAAAGGAUAUUAUUUUGAAAUUCCAUCCAUUGGAGCAAUUCGGAUCAAUACUCAGGAGUAUUUAGAUGUUCUUGGUCGUCCUAUGGUGAUGGCAGGAAAGAAAGCCAAAAAAGUUCAAUGGACCAAUGUUUAUCAGGAUGCUUUGAGCCUUGAGCUGGUGAUUACAGGAACAAUGCCAGUUUUCAAUGUCACUGUGGAGAAUGGCCAGCAGAACCAGCUCAUGCUCGGAGUUAUGGGGAUUGAUGUUGCUCUCGACGACAUCAAGAAACUCACCCCCCGCUACAAUUUGGGUGCCAAUGGGUACUUUUUUGCUAUCGAUCCAAAUGGGUAUGUCUUGUUGCACCCAAACUUACAGCCAAAGAUUAUAAAUUUCCGAGAGCCAGUGACUUUGGAUUUCCUGGAUGCGGAACUGGAGGAUGAAAACAAAGAACGGAUCCGGAGGAUCAUGAUCGAUGGGAAGAGUGGGACAAGUGACAUCCAAACUCUACUCAAAUCCCUGGAUGAGAGAUAUAUUGAUGAAGUAACUCGGACGUACACAUGGACCCCAGUGCAAAGUGCUGAUUACAGCCUGGCCUUGGUGUUGCCACCGUACAGCAGAUAUUAUAUCCAAGCAAAGUUGGAUGACCAAAUCCUUCAAGCUCAGUAUUUUGAAUCCUUGUUACCCAGCUCCUUUGAGACCGUGGGACAUGUAUUCAUUGCUCCCAGGGAAUACUGCAAGGAUCUUGUCAAGUCAGACAACAACACAGAGUUGUUAUUCAAUUUUAUCAGUCUGAUGGAUAAGAACACUCCUGACUACAAGAACUGUGAUUCAGACCUGAUCUAUAAUCUGAUCCUGGAUUCAGGGGUCACUGCCAAAUUAGUGGAGAAAGUCUGGAGGAAUCACGACUUGCACACGCUAGGUCUCCUGGCAGUUUUUGUGGCCACUGAUGGAGGAAUCACAAGAGUUUUUCCAGCCAAGGCAGCAGAAGAUUGGAAUGAAGACCCCGAGCCCUUCAGUGCAAGCUAUUACAGGAGAAGUCUGGAUAACGGUGGUUUCCUUUUCCAUGUACCGUAUAGGGAACCAAAUAGUAUGAUUGACAUGGACCUAAUGAACAACAGUAUCGGGAUUCUAGUGAGCGCUGCUGUGGACCUUCGCAUCUACGGAAAAUCCCUGAAACCUGCAGUGGUUGGAGUGAAGCUGGACUAUGAAGCCUGGGUGUCAAAAUUUAAAAUUCUAGCCAGUAACCAGACUAACAGAGACCAGAUGGAGCCACGCAAGUGUAUGCCGUCUUCCGACUGCGAGAUGGACUGUGAUGUGAACAGUGAGGAUCUGUUGUGUGUAUUAAUUGAUGAUGGAGGUUUCCUGAUCAUGUCCAACCAGCCUGAACACUGGAGCCAGAUUGGUAUGUUCUUCAGUGAGGUAGACCCUAGCUUGAUGAAUGCACUGUAUAAUGCUUCAUUCUACACGAGAAAGGAAUCAUAUGACUAUCAGUCAGUAUGUGGACCACCAUCUAACACUGACACAGGAGCGGCACCCAGAUCCACAUUUAUUCCUACAGUUGCCGAUUUCCUGAACUUGGCAUGGUGGAGCUCAGCUGCUGCCUGGUCUUUACUGCAGCAGUUGCUAUACACCCUUACUUUACAAUUCAGCUUCCAAACAGACGAUACAUUUGCAGAUGGUAUUGAACUGAAGGAGACGAGCUGUGUCACCAAGCAGACACAAUACUACUUUGGCAACAACAGUAGAUCCUACAGCAACUUAAUUGACUGCAGCAACUGCUCCAGGUUUUACCAUGCGCAGAGACUGGCUAACACCAACCUUCUCUUUGUGGUUGCCGAGAAGCUAACUUGUAGUCAGUGUAACCGAAGCAAACUGAUCCAGUCUGAGGUGCAAUCUGAUGGACCAGAUCAGUGUGAAGAGGUGCUGAAGCCUAGGUAUCGGAAAGCACCUGAAGACUGUUUUGAUUACAAUGCAGCAGAGAAUACCUCAGACUGCGGUGGUGGAGCCAUGUUGACGUUCUCUAUCUCCCUCUUAUUAGCCCUGCAAUUAUUUCUCCUGCCUUGGACUGCUGAUCUGAACCUCUUUCUCCGGGCCAGCAGUCUUUGAUUCGGGACCUUCUGUAACUAGAUAUCAGCUGUGCAAUUCUCACAGCUGAGGACUUCCCUUCCCCCGGAAGCCUAAUUCCUCAUUCCAGUCUCACAUCUCUGUGUUGUCAUGUGGUGGAGCUGCAAACUGUGUGUGCGUGUGUGUGUGUGUGUGUGUGUGGAGCUGGUCUAUUGUGGUCGUUUGGACAACCAGUAUUUUCCUGGCAAGAACUUGUGGGGAAAGCAGGAUUUCAUGGAUCUGCUUUGUGGAAGACCCUUUACAUGACUAAGAAGAUGGGAAAUGCAAGAGGAGCCUAUUGUCCCCAUGUGUAGACCCCAUUGCUUUCCCAGACUUUCACUUUCCAUUUAAUAGGAGACCCAGGCAGUUUCAGUGUUACUGGACAGCAUAACUUCUGUUGGUACAUUCAGCUUCUAUCUGCUGUUGAAGCGGGUUGCAUUUAUUUAUGCACUACUUAGUUUUCAUUGACAACCACGUCACAGGGCAAUUUCCCAAUAGAAGUGGCUGUAACUGUAAUGUAGUUACAUAAGCAGUCAGGAUAGCAUGUAACUCAUUAGCACCUUGGAGUUGGCAGCUGCCUUCCUUUUUAUACUGCUGCUUCCAUUUUUAUUCAGGGCAAUCUCUGUCCUCAGUAAUGAACUACGUACCUCAACUUCUUUUAAACUCAUUUUAAAUGUUCCUUUGUCUGAGCACAGGGGCUGCGACGUUCUCCAGCUGUUGUCUGCAUCCCACUCCCAAACCUGUGCUUUAACUGUGGAAUAGAUGUGUAGGCAUAAGUCACAGGUAACAUUACACAGGUCCAAAUGAAACCAGUCAAUGUUAAAAGUUGUUUUGCACACUUUGUAUAUGUGGGGAAAGUGAGGAGAAAAGCAGAGCUGGGGGAACGUGACGUUGGUUUUCACCAAUGGUGAAGGAGCUUUGUUCUGCACUCCCGUUUCACUGUGUUCUGCUUAUAGAUGACUGUAAGUAACCUACGAUGAUUUGAGAAUGUGUGUAAAAUGUUAGUUGAAAUUGCUUGAGAGUGUUGUCAAGUUCCCAACAAGAUGUUACUUGGAAUCAAGAGAGUGUGUUGCGUUAUUUGUAAACUGACUGGGUGUUGCCUUCAGACGGACUCAUUAUUUGUGUAUCUGUUCCGUAAGGAAGAUCAGCACUUUGAAAGAAUAAUGUGCAGGAAAUCAUCGAACAAAAGUCAGUAAGUGUAUCAUUUAUUAGACAUGUUAUGUGCUGUGAUAUUGUGAAACUAUAGACACUCUAGGAGCCUAUAGUGAGUGAAAUCUCAACACCUGCUAGAUAUCAAGCCUCCCUGUGAAUGAGAUUAACACUUAUAGGGAUUUUCAAAUCUCUACGAUCAGCAGAGGACAUUAUUCUUUAGAUAUGUUACUUAUACACAGUUGUUCACUCAUAAAAUAAACUUCACAUCCGAACACUAUUUAUUGUCUGUUACUCUUGCUCUCCUCCCUAGUCCUAUGUUCAUUUAAAUAACUCCAUGAGGAACAUUUCGCCUCUCACUAACUAUCCCUUACUGUAUUCAGACUGUAGCUGUUGUGACAUAUGUACAGAAUUCACUUUUCAGUGACUAAAAUCUAAAAUACUUAGACUGUUAGAGGGUAAAUAUCUGUGUUUCCAAAAUGUUUAAAUGAACUGCAAAGGUUUUUUGUUUUAAAAGACAAGGAGUUAAGAGAUGGAUUAUUUUCACGCCAGGGUCUGACACUGCACUGGCUGAAGUCAAACUCAAAUUGCGUGAGACUGCCUCUCCCAGAGGUAUUAUAUCCUGCUUUGUUGUGAAGUGAACAAGGUUAGGCCUGAGCAGCAGCAGAAACCAACAUUGGGAAGUCAGUGUAUCAA
Molecule: messenger RNA, 5160 nt
Organism: Rhincodon typus (whale shark)
Lineage: Eukaryota; Metazoa; Chordata; Chondrichthyes; Orectolobiformes; Rhincodontidae
Gene: cacna2d2a
Product: calcium channel, voltage-dependent, alpha 2/delta subunit 2a
Exons: 38
Coding region: 1-3318 (1105 amino acids)
Cellular component (GO): voltage-gated calcium channel complex
Molecular function (GO): voltage-gated calcium channel activity
Source: RefSeq, a predicted model, not a curated record